UCACACCACUUACAUUCAUUCAUGCUUAUAAUUCAGGAAGGAAGGUGACAGACAACCGAAGACAGAAACCAGAACUGAAGCUCCUCCACUGUUGGAUACAACUUUCUGCGAAGCCACUACCAAAUUCAGAUUCUGUUCACAUUUCCUUUUCAACUAAGAAAUCGUUUCGCCAGAAAUAAAAAGGUUUCCUGCUCUUCGCCGUUUUCAUUUGCAGAUUUGUUUUAGCUCAUGUCCUUCACUACUGAGUGUACUCAGUAACUGGCUGCACUCGAAACCAGCUCUUGGGCGUGUGAACUGCGAUUUGUAGUGAGUGAGAUCCUCUCUGGCACUUAGCCAAAAGAGGGAAGAAGAAUGAUUCCCCUUUCCAGCAUCCUGGGGUACGAAAAGUGUGACAGAUACUUAAUUUUUAGUGGAGAAUCUGCCCUUGGGGAUGGUUUUCGAGCAUUUUUGUAUUUUCUUGGCCUUGCUUACUGCUUUAUCGGACUGUCGGCUAUAACCGCUCGCUUCUUUCAAUCGAUGGAAAAUGUGGUCAAGCAUACAAGGAAGGUAGUGGAGGUAGAUCCUGUUACUAAAACUGAAACCAUUAGACAUGAAAAAGUUUGGAAUUACACUGUUGCGGAUAUUAGCCUCUUGGCCUUUGGAACUAGCUUUCCCCAGAUAUCAUUGGCCACCAUUGAUGCUAUACAGAACAUGGGGAAUCUCUAUGCUGGAGGUUUGGGGCCCGGAACACUUGUUGGUUCUGCUGCAUUUGAUCUUUUCCCCAUCCACGCCAUUUGUGUAGUAGUUCCAAAAGCAGGAGAGCUAAAGAAGAUUGCUGAUCUAGGGGUAUGGCUGGUGGAGCUGUUUUGGUCAUUUUGGGCGUACAUUUGGUUAUACAUAAUUUUGGAGGUAUGGACUCCAAACGUUGUGACUCUGUGGGAGGCCUUGUUGACAGUACUACAAUAUGGAUUACUAUUGAUCCAUGCUUAUGCUCAAGAUAAACGUUGGCCUUAUAUUUCUCUACCCAUUGCAAGAGAUGAGAGGCCAGAGGAUUGGGUACCAGAGGAGACUCCUUAUUUUAAACAGGAAGUCUAUCAGAAGAUGAAUUCCUCUGAGAUAAAGCAUGUUAGAGAAGAAAAUCGCGAUACUUUUGAUAUUUUUUCCAUUCAUUCAGAAAACCCCACUGAUCCAUUGUGUGUCACAGUACCUCAAACAGAUGAUGAGGCUGAAAUUUUGGACAAAGCUAAGGAAACAACCUUGGAGGAUACCCACUUGCUUACAAUUUGGAGACAGCAAUUUGUGGAUGCACUAAGGUUGAAGAACCCAGAAGCAAAAAAAUUAAAAAAUACGUAUCUCCUCCUAGUUCGAAUUUUCUGGCAAUUGCUACUUUUACCAUGGAGAUUUCUAUUUGCUUUUGUUCCUCCUUGCCAAAUUGCUCAUGGAUGGGUCUCGUUCAUUUGCUCCCUGCUUUUCAUCAGCGGGAUAGCUUACAUUGUGACUAAGAUCACAGAACUUAUAAGUUGUGUUACAGGAAUAAAUGGUUACGUGAUAGCAUUUACAGCACUAGCCAGUGGAACCUCGUGGCCUGAUCUAGUGGCAAGCAAGAUUGCUGCUGAACGUCAAAAAACUGCUGAUUCUGCAAUUGCAAAUAUCACUUGCAGUAAUUCAGUGAAUAUAUAUGUUGGAAUUGGUGUUCCAUGGCUUAUUGAUACUUUGUACAACUUCAUAGCAUAUCGAGAACCUCUCAGAAUCCAAAGUGCAGGGGGAUUAAGCUUUUCACUGAUUGUUUUCUUUUGCACUUCUGUCGGGUGUAUAUCAGUUUUGGUUUUCAGGCGUAUAAUUUUUGGAGCAGAGCUAGGAGGGCCUAGGCUCUGGGCAUGGAUUACCUGUGCUUUCUUCAUGUUGUUGUGGAUUAUCUUUGUUGUACUAUCUUCACUCAAGGUUUCUGGAUUCAUUUAGAAUUUCAUAUAAAAAUAUUGAGUCAACACCACAUCUUGAUAUAUGAAAGAUGAGUGCCUUCCUAAAUAGGUUUUGAAUAAAAUUCUAUACAAAUGAGUCUAAAAAAAUU
Messenger RNA from Vigna radiata var. radiata (mung bean), 2047 nucleotides. Its product is annotated as magnesium/proton exchanger. The transcript has 10 exons. Gene Ontology annotation, cellular component: membrane. NCBI's taxonomy places the organism in Eukaryota, Viridiplantae, Streptophyta, Magnoliopsida, Fabales, Fabaceae. Bases 352 to 1938 code for a protein of 528 amino acids. Gene Ontology annotation, biological process: transmembrane transport; metal ion transport. The record is from RefSeq and is a predicted model, not a curated record.